ACCUUCAAUGCACUGCUGUGGAACAAUCUAAAGGACUGACUUUGAAUAUUCUUCCAUCAGAUGUAAUCUGAUUGUGAAGGAAAUAUUAGUUUUUGUGGUAAAGGAAAGCACACUUUAUAGGAUAUCUUUCUUUCCAAUGUUCUGUACUGUGGAUGGCCAAGAAACUGUAGUUGAAAUUUUAGUCCAGGCCAUUGGAACAGUGAACAUGUGAUUCCAGGGAUAUCUGGGGAAUGCAGAAAUGAUAUGGAAGAUCAAAUGAGAACUUUUCAGUCAGAUCCUGAUUCUGCCUUGAUGGAUACAGAGCUUGGAACACUCUUAGCUUAUGUUGAUUGUCAGAUGGAGCAGGAGUAUUAUCAAGCAAUACAUUCCUCACCAGAUCUCUGCAGUGGGCUUCCAGGCUUCCUGAGAUAUAAAAGAGAGUCUCAGGAGAGGAUCGACAGUCCUCAGUGCCAACCUCAAAGGGACUCUCCGAUAUGGUGUCAAUUCUGUGGUUUAAAAGCUUGGCCUCCUCUGGAUUCGGUUUAUGCCGAGACACAAGAGGUCUUCUGUUGUGAGAAAUACAAAGAGUUAUUUGAGAUUGUAGCCCACGAGAAACAUCUGGAUGUGAAGCGGUCAGGAAGGUCUAGUGGAUUUGACCGACUAGACAACCUCUUUACCAAUGAGGACAAAGAGCUACAAGUUAAAGCACAAGAAAGAGGAAAACACAGACUGCAGCAGAGUGAGAUGGAAAGAUUCAACAGUUACUUGGCUGUAAAGAACAAUGUGUCCAAAACAAAGACAGUCAUACGUUUUCGGCUGUCAAACUAUGCGCCCAAAGAGAAUAUCUGGAAAGUUCAAAAGGGCAUUCAUGAGGAGAGCUCUGAACAGUGGCCAGGUGAUGGGCCUUCUACACUGUGGUCAUUUGGGUUUGGCUUUACUCAUCAUCAGAACAAUUCAGGUUUCUUGGAAAAGUACUAUUCCAAUGGAGAUAAAUUUCUUACUUUGUUUCCAGAUGGCUCGGCUCAAGUUUUCUAUCCAUCAGGAAACUUGGCAAUCAUCAUCCUCAUUAGUAAGAGGGAAAGGGUCUGCAUAAUACAUGAUGAUGUGACUGCUCCUGUUUGUCCAGUCAGAGCCCUCUUCCAGUCUGAUGGCAGAGCCACUUGUUACCACGGCAACAGCAGCAUUUGGUUGAGUAUGGAUGCUUGGGGUGGGCAGACUCUAGAUGAGAGUGGGGCAAGGAUCAGAACAUGGAGCUGGACGGACCAUAUUCAAACGCAGACAACCCUGAGACCGAUCUUUCUGUCACUCAAUUUAAACAUAGGGGUUCGAGUUCUUGGGCGACAGUUGGUGUUUGUGUCGUUCCUUGCCUUAGGACAGCAAGCUAAGUUCAGAGUGGGUAGCUGCAUCUCGUCCACAGACCACAUCAUGCUGCCUCCUCGACCACUGAUGGGUAAAGAAGAGCUUGUACUUCUGGCAUGUAGGAUCGGCCUUCAUAUGGCUCUGAUACGAUUACAGCAAUGCCAGGCCUUCCCAUCCAGCUCCACGCACCUGCAGGUCAGACCUCCACCCUUUCUCCACUCACUGGCCCGGAGGCUGCAGAGCCUGAGCCGCAGAGUGCAGAUGGAUGAGUCAGACAAGGGAUUUAUCCAGCGCUGUCUGCAUGAACUUGGAAUGAAUGAAAUAACUGUAUAACAUGGCCCGCUUUAGCAAAAUACUACAAAACAUGCUUGAGCAGUCUCACUCAACUAACUUUGGAAGCUUUAAAAUAGUUAAUAAUAACUUUAAUUGCAAGAAGAGAAACUAGUAGGUACAAUUAUUUUAAAUAUCUCCUCUUUUGUUUCAUGGAAGAAAGGAAGUCAUACAGUUUGCAACAAUAUGAGGAUGGAAUUUUUAAACUAAUAUUUAAAGGAAUAUUCCAGGUUCAAUUCAAGUUAUGCUCAAUCGACUGUUUUUGUGGCAUAAUUUUGAUUACCACAAACAUUAUUUCGACUCUCUCUCCUUUUCUUCGAGGUUACAAAGAGGCACUUACAAUGGAAGUGAAUGGGGCCAAUUUUUGUAGUCUAUAGACAGAAAUGUGAUGCAUAUAAUUUAUAAAAGCACUUACAGUAAUUCUUCUUUUAAAACUUGUGUAUUACUGGAGCUGUAAAGUUGUUAAAAAUUUUGGUUUUGCGAAUUAUAGGAUUUAUGUAACUUGCAAGUUGUAAAAUUACUUUGUAAAAUAACGUUACACUGAAAAUGUUAGAACGCCAUUUUAUCCAACUAAAAUCUUGUUACCACCUAUAUUGUUUACGUAUUGUGGCUAUACUUUUGAAACAGCCAGUUUUCAACAUUUACGGAUUGGCCAUUAAUAUAAAAGAAAUUGCAAUUUCAAAUACAAAAUAAAACCUGACAUAAAUACAAAAUAAAUAGCUGAUCCAAAGACUUAAUUCCAUGUUGUAAAGAUUUCAGCUUUCAAAGAAAAAUCUAAAAAAUCAGAUUAUUGUGCAAGAAGCCAAACUGUAAAUAAUUGGGCAGUUAUUAAAGUAACUACAAUAUGGUGUUGCUUUACAGUAAGAAUUAGGUUUCUACUUAGUCAUACUGCUUAAUACGAAACAUCUAGAACUAAGAUCCACAAGUCUACAAUAGGAUGAUGCUUAGACGGUGUAGCUAGGAUCAGAUUUUCCCCCUGAAGUGAUCUGGAUAAGAGUAGACUAAGGCUGAUUAUAAAAUAGGUUAAUGACAUUACACGAG
Molecule: messenger RNA, 2709 nt
Organism: Xyrauchen texanus (razorback sucker)
Lineage: Eukaryota; Metazoa; Chordata; Actinopteri; Cypriniformes; Catostomidae
Product: glutamate-rich protein 6
Exons: 11
Coding region: 244-1671 (475 amino acids)
Source: RefSeq, a predicted model, not a curated record